AAAUCCGAAAUCCCAAAUCCCACUAUUCCCUGUCGUUCUCAGCAUGCCGGUGGGGGUGGAGGAUGCCACGUCCUCGGCCAGCAUCACCCUGCGGGUGCAGCCCCACAUCACCAUCGGCACGCUCAAGGAGCAGGUGUUCCGCGAGUACGGCUUCCACCCUCUGGCGCAGCGCUGGAUCAUCGGGCAGAGCCUGUGCUCGGACGGCCGCAGCCUGGGCUCCUACGGGAUCCGCCGCGACGGGGACCCGGCCUUCCUCUUCCUGCUGUCGGCGCGGGCGGCGGGGCUGAGCCCGCAGCACUACCGGGAGCAGCAGGCGCAUGGCCUGCUCCGCGCCCUGGCGCUGGACGCGCCCGCCGACGCCGCCGGGGACGCGGGCAGCUCGCCUGGCGCAGGCCGUGGCCCGGAGCCCCUGGAGCGGGUGGACACCGGCGACGUCCGCGAGCACCUGGACUCGCUGCAGCUCUGGGACGGUGCCGGGGCCCCGCCCGCGGCCCCUGAGCCCCGCCCGCCCUCACCUGAGCAGAGCAGAGCAGUCCCAAUCCAAUCCCUGAGCCCCGCCCGCCCUCACCGGAGCAGGCGGGCUGGCCGUGCCCCCCGGUGCACGUUCCUGAACAAGCCCACGCGCCCUGGCUGUGAGAUGUGCAGUUCCCCCCGGCCCGAGGGGUACCGGGUGCCGGGGCACCGCCCCGACCCCGCAGAGCAGCAGCGGCUGCAGAGGGAGCAGGACGGGACCCGCCAGUGCCAGCAGGCGCUGGAGGCAGAGCGGCAGCGGAACUUCCAGCAGCUGCUGCGGGCGGAGGAGGCGGAGCUGGUGCCGAACCCGGAGCCGCUGGAGUGCGGGAUCUGCCUGCAGCCGGUGCCGGCGGGCCGGGGGGUGCUGCUGCGGGACUGCCUGCACAGCUUCUGCCGGGAGUGCCUGCGCCAGGUGAUCACCUACAGCGAGGAGCCGCUGGUGCCCUGCCCCUUCCGCGAUGCCACCUACGCGUGCGGCAGCCACCUGCAGGAGCGUGAGAUCCGCGCACUGCUAUCCCCCGAGGAGCACGCGCGCUUCCUGGCGCGGGGGCUGGCGCUGGCCGAGCGCCGCAGCCGGAACAGCUUCCACUGCCGCGGCCGCGACUGCCCGGGCUGGUGCUUCUACGAGGACGCCGUCAACGAGUUCCCGUGCCCGGUGUGCGGGGCCCUCAACUGCCUCCUGUGCAAGGCCAUCCACGAGGGCCAGAACUGCCGCCAGUACCAGGACGAGCUGCAGCUGCGGGCGCUGGACGACGCGGGCGCACGGCAGACGCGGGACAUGCUGCAGACGCUGGUGCAGCGGGGCGAGGCCAUGCACUGCCCCACGUGCCGCAUCGUGGUGCAGAAGAAGGACGGGUGCGACUGGAUCCGGUGCACCGUGUGCCAGACCGAGAUCUGCUGGGUCACCAAGGGACCCCGAUGGGGGCCGGCGGGCCCUGGUGACACCAGCGGCGGCUGUCGCUGCAACAUCAACGGGCAGAGGUGCCACCCCCAGUGCCAGAACUGCCACUGACCCCAGGGCACCCCCAGGACACCCCCAGGACACCCCCGGGGACACCGAGGGAGUGGCGGAGGCAGCGCCCGGCUCCGGGCCCGGAGACGCCCGAGG
This is a messenger RNA of Corvus hawaiiensis (hawaiian crow), 1621 nucleotides long. Its product is annotated as ranBP-type and C3HC4-type zinc finger-containing protein 1-like. The record is from RefSeq and is a predicted model, not a curated record. Gene Ontology annotation, biological process: positive regulation of canonical NF-kappaB signal transduction; protein linear polyubiquitination; proteasome-mediated ubiquitin-dependent protein catabolic process. Gene Ontology annotation, molecular function: ubiquitin binding; ubiquitin-protein transferase activity. NCBI's taxonomy places the organism in Eukaryota, Metazoa, Chordata, Aves, Passeriformes, Corvidae. Gene Ontology annotation, cellular component: LUBAC complex.